This is a messenger RNA of Tupaia belangeri chinensis (Chinese tree shrew), 722 nucleotides long. RefSeq names its product ybeY metalloendoribonuclease (gene YBEY). The transcript is spliced from 4 exons. Bases 15 to 509 code for a protein of 164 amino acids. Gene Ontology annotation, biological process: rRNA processing. The record is from RefSeq and is a predicted model, not a curated record. Lineage: Eukaryota; Metazoa; Chordata; Mammalia; Scandentia; Tupaiidae. Gene Ontology annotation, molecular function: metalloendopeptidase activity.
GCUGACUUCUUGAAAUGAGUCUGGUGAUCAGAAACGCGCAGCGGGUCAUCCCCAUCAGGAGGGCGUGUCUUCGCCAGAAGGUGGAGGCCGCCAGGAGGAUUUUGGGUGUGCAUAAGUUCGCACUGGGGCUUGUCUGCGUAGACAACAGGAACAUGCGGCGCAUCAACCGGGUCUACAGGCAGAAAGAUGUGCCCACCGAUGUGCUUUCUUUUCCGUUUCAUGAGAAUCUGAAAACAGGUGAAUUUCCCCAGCCUGAUUUUCCAGAUGACUACAAUCUGGGAGACAUUUUCUUAGGAGUGGAGUAUAUCUUCCAGCAGUGCAAAGAAAAUGAAGAUUACUAUGAUAUUCUGACUGUGACAGCCACCCAUGGACUCUGCCACCUGCUGGGCUUCACACACAACACAGAGGCUGAAUGGCAAAAGAUGUACCAGAAGGAGAAGCAGGUGCUGGAUGAACUGAGCAGAUGCACCCGGACCAGGCUCCAACCUCUGAGCAAGGGCCUUUUCUGAUGACCUUAGAUCCCCUGACACCAGGAUGGAGGGUAUGAGAGGUGGGCUCUCCCCUUGGGCCCGGCAGACCUAUGGCUCCUCAGACUGGGCACAAGCCCAGUAAAUUCCAGGAGUGAACCUGAACAUAGAUUUUUGUUCAUUAUUAUGAUUGAAAUAAUUCUAAGCCAUUGGAAUUAAGAGAUGGAACAUAUAAACCAUGCUCUUCUUUGGGCA